CUCUCUCUCUCUCUCUCUCUCAGUAAAAAAUGGCAGCGUUUUGAUUGCAUUGUCUAGGGUUGAUUGCAACCCUAAACUUCUUGAGUUUUAUUAUUGUUGCAGGCUAUGCUGCCCUAAACUCCUAAAGGAAAGGUGGCAUUUAUGUUUAACUUAAAGCAUAAAAUUGACAUUAUUAUAAAGUAAAGGUUAGCUGAAUAAACUGGAUUGAUCCAGUAUCAUCCUGAGCAAGACAGAAGUUGAAAGAAAGAAUAGAUCAUCUGUUUGACAUCAUAAAUGGAAGUUUUGUGACAUAGCCAUCAUUGCAGCCACUCUGGAACAGUUCCUGAAACAAUACUGCCAACAUGAGUCGCCGCCUGCCACUCCCCGAGCUUUCUGAAGCUGACAUCUGUGGGAUGUUCCGUGAAGAGCUCAGCCAGGGGAAUGACUUCCACAAAUCGGAUACCCACAUCUUCAUCAUCUUUGGAGCUUCGGGAGACCUAGCCAAGAAGAAGAUCUAUCCAACUAUCUGGUGGUUAUAUCGUGAUGGGCUGCUUCCUGACGACACGUAUGUGGUGGGCUAUGCCCGAUCCCAGCUCACAGUUGCCGAUAUCCGCAAACAGAGUCACCCGUAUCUCAAGGCCAGCCCCGAGGAAGAAAAAAAACUGGACAAUUUUUUUGCUCGCAAUUCGUACAUCUCAGGCCAAUAUGAUGACCAGGCCUCUUUUGAAAAGCUAAACGCCCACCUGAAUGCCCUUCACAAUGGAGAGAAGGCAAACCGCCUCUUCUAUCUGGCUCUCCCGCCCAGUGUCUACAAGGAAGUCACUACGCACAUCCGGGAAACCUGCAUGAGCUCUGUUGGCUGGAAUCGGCUGAUUGUGGAAAAGCCCUUCGGCAAGGAUUUGGAGAGCUCCAAUGAUCUAUCCAAUCACAUGUCGGCACUGUUUAGAGAGGACCAGCUCUAUCGCAUUGACCACUACCUGGGCAAGGAGAUGGUGCAGAACUUGAUGGUGCUCAGAUUUGGAAACCGGAUAUUCGGCCCCAUCUGGAACCGUGACAACGUGGCCUGUGUCAUCCUGACUUUCAAAGAGCCAUUUGGCACAGAGGGUCGGGGAGGCUACUUCGAUGAGUUUGGCAUCAUUCGGGACGUGAUGCAGAAUCAUCUUCUUCAGAUGCUUUGUCUGGUAGCUAUGGAGAAACCAACUUCUACCAACUCGGAUGAUGUCCGUGAUGAAAAGGUGAAGGUUCUGAAGUGCAUCAAAGAGGUGCAAUGUGAAAAUGUAGUCCUUGGGCAGUACGUGGGCAAUCCAUCUGGACAAGGAGAGGCUCAGAAGGGCUACCUUGAUGACUCCACGGUUCCAACUGGUUCUACCACCCCUACCUUUGCAGCUGCCGUGCUGUAUGUGGACAAUGAACGGUGGGAUGGAGUACCAUUUGUCUUGCGCUGUGGCAAGGCACUGAAUGAGCGCAAGGCGGAAGUACGGCUGCAGUUCCGGGAGGUGCCAGGUGACAUUUUCAAACAACAAUGCAAGCGCAAUGAAUUGGUGAUCCGUGUGCAGCCUAAUGAGGCUGUUUACACCAAGAUGAUGACCAAGAAACCAGGGAUGUUCUUCAACCCAGAAGAAUCCGAACUGGACCUCACUUAUGGCAACCGCUACAAGGAUGUGAAACUCCCAGAUGCUUAUGAGCGCCUUAUCUUGGAUGUUUUCUGUAGCAAUCAGAUGCACUUUGUGCGCAGUGACGAACUACGAGAGGCCUGGCGUAUAUUCACCCCGCUGCUCCACCAAAUCGAGGCAGAGAAGACCAAACCGAUUUCCUAUAGCUAUGGCAGCCGUGGCCCUACCGAGGCUGAUGAAUUGAUGAAGAGAGUUGGCUUUCAGUACGAAGGCACCUACCGGUGGGUCAAUCCUCACAAGCUCUGAAUCCUGCCA
Thamnophis elegans (Western terrestrial garter snake) is the source of this 1907-nucleotide messenger RNA. RefSeq names its product glucose-6-phosphate dehydrogenase (gene G6PD). The transcript is spliced from 13 exons. Bases 342 to 1898 code for a protein of 518 amino acids. NCBI's taxonomy places the organism in Eukaryota, Metazoa, Chordata, Lepidosauria, Squamata, Natricidae. The record is from RefSeq and is a predicted model, not a curated record. Gene Ontology annotation, biological process: glucose metabolic process; pentose-phosphate shunt, oxidative branch. Gene Ontology annotation, molecular function: NADP binding; glucose-6-phosphate dehydrogenase activity. Gene Ontology annotation, cellular component: cytosol.